CUGGUUUACGAGACUACGCUAGCAGGUCAAGCCGGACCGGCACCCCGAAAAAGUCCCGCGCCAUCGACCUUGUCUACAGAGUAAUUCAACAGCUGUUUCCCAUGGCCAGUGUUAACCCCCUCUUGUAUUCCUCAUUCUUAUCCCCCAGGGAACCUUAGACUUUGCAGAAAUAGACUUUCAAUCAUCAACCUGACCGCGAUGACAAUGGGUUGAUGAGUCGAUGCGCUUACCACAUGAAUUGACUGUCGGAAAUAUAUGUACAGGCUCUUUCUCUUCAGAACCGUGAAAACGACCCCAGAUACAAUAUGCAGCACGUCUCCACAGCUUAUCCCAUAGAAAGGCUAUCUGGACCUUUGAUUGUUGCAUAUCUCUUGCACUGGGGACUCUUCGGGACCCUUUCUACGCAGCUGUAUCUGUACUAUCUGGCAUUUCCGAAGGACAGACAAUCCACAAAAUGUCUCGUCUAUGGCAUCUACAUUGUCGAAUUUGUUCAGACGACGCUUGUCACUCACGACGCCUUUGCAACGUUCGGGUACGGCUUCGGUGAUAUGGAAGCCCUUACAGAUAUGCAUUUUAACUGGCUCACUGUCCCAAUCACGAGCGCUGCUGUUGCUUGUAUCGGGCAGACCUUCUAUGCGUACCGAAUCUUCAUGUUGUCAAAGUCACAAAUUGUCCCUAUAUUCGUCACCUGUGUCUCUUUGACCAGCUCUGUGGCAGCUAUAAUCACAGGCGUCUACUCGUUCCAAGCAGGCAACAUUAUUAAACUCAAUAAUAGGAAGACGAGUAUUGCUGUCGGGUUUUGGUGUGGAGCCUCCGCUCUGAGUGAUAUCGUCAUCGCCAUCUGCAUGACUUUCUACCUUAUGCGCAGCGAUACUGGUUUUCGUCGUACCCGAAUGCUUGUCACCAAGCUAAUUCGCCUCACUAUUGAAACGGGAUUCGUGACAGCUGUUGUCGCUCUACUGAACCUUAUCCUCUUUUUUGCCUUCCCUCAUCAGACCUUCUACGGGACACCAGCCCUCAUCAUGACCAAGCUAUAUGCUAAUACCGUCUAUAUGGUGCUGAAUUCACGAAUCCAAAUUCUUGGCGGACGGGAUGCCUACAUGUCCUUAUCCGAUAUGGGCAUCACAUCCACUAUGACACGGGAUGCCAAUUCUCAAAUGAUGCAAGGCUCACGUCGGACAGAUAGAAUGCAAGGACGAGUGCCAGUGGUUGCGAUAACUAAGGAGGUGUUCGACGAUGAUUUUAAAAUGGUUCGCAUGAAUGACAAACCACAGGACAAAAUCAGAGGCUACGCCGCAUAACUGUUAAAUUACAUUCUUUGAGCCAACAAAGUGUUCAGGAACCUGUCCCGAUUUAUUUAUGUGAUCGUAUUGUUGUAACAAAUACCAAUGGCUAAAUGUUUCGA
Messenger RNA from Guyanagaster necrorhizus, 1405 nucleotides. RefSeq lists its product as uncharacterized. Lineage: Eukaryota; Fungi; Basidiomycota; Agaricomycetes; Agaricales; Physalacriaceae. The record is from RefSeq and is a predicted model, not a curated record. Bases 306 to 1301 code for a protein of 331 amino acids. The transcript is spliced from 10 exons.